AUGAAGUUCUUCUCUUCGCUCGCUCUGCUGGUCUCCGCCGUUGCGGCCAACCCCAUUCUCCGUACCCGCGACACACCUAAGAACUUCCAUCUCAAGACCACUGGCGCUGACAACUCAGCACACAACGACCUCUACGUCUACGGCUACCACACCGGUGCUGGAUUCAACGAUGCUGUUCUCACUUCGGACGUUGGCACCGCGAGCCCGGCCUUCCUGAACGGCACGAAUGUCCAGUUCAGUCUCGACACACCUUUCCCUUGGGGAUUGGUAAUGCGACCACAGAACAACUACGGUGCGUGGGAGCCGGUCGAGAUCAACACUGGGUAUGGUAGCGGUAGUUUCUCCAUCAACGAUGACAGCCUGGAGUGGUCGGAACAGCAGGGAUUCGGUGGCUGGUUGGUCUGCGACUGGUACCACAAUGCGCCCCAGCUCUUCUAUCUGUACAAGUACCGCGAGCCUACCAUUCCCUCCUCCUGCAGCAAGGUUCAACUCGCCGUCGAGCCAGUUUCCUAA
Messenger RNA from Aspergillus oryzae RIB40, 513 nucleotides. RefSeq lists its product as uncharacterized. Bases 1 to 513 code for a protein of 170 amino acids. Lineage: Eukaryota; Fungi; Ascomycota; Eurotiomycetes; Eurotiales; Aspergillaceae. The record is from RefSeq and is a predicted model, not a curated record. The transcript is spliced from 3 exons.